This is a messenger RNA of Portunus trituberculatus (swimming crab), 1434 nucleotides long. RefSeq names its product serine/threonine-protein phosphatase 6 regulatory ankyrin repeat subunit A-like. Lineage: Eukaryota; Metazoa; Arthropoda; Malacostraca; Decapoda; Portunidae. The record is from RefSeq and is a predicted model, not a curated record. Gene Ontology annotation, biological process: RNA processing. The transcript is spliced from 2 exons. Gene Ontology annotation, molecular function: protein binding; RNA nuclease activity; RNA binding. The coding region runs from base 221 to 871 and encodes 216 amino acids.
AUACAGGAGCUGGUCAAGGAGUGCGGGAAGGCGCUGAGGCACUGGUGAGGUCUGCUCCUGCUGGGGUGCCCGUCCUGGUGUCACCGUCCCCAAUAAUGCUGGGUCGUCAGGGUGUCUGGUGUGUGUGGCUGCCAGCGAGGGCCACGACCACCUGCUGCCUCACCUACGUCAGGCAGGGCUGAGCAUAGAAGGUGGAGGCACCAUUGACCAGACACCGCUGAUGGUGGCUGCCAUGAAUGGCCACACACAAACAGUGAAGGCGCUGCUUUAUCUCGGCGCUAACCCUCUGGCUACUGAUACGCAAGGACGGACAGCCCUUCACUUUGCUGCAAGGCAGGGCUGGCAGGAGUGUGUGGCUGCCCUCCUGCCCGUCACCCCUGCCACUGCCGCACACCUAGAGGGACUCACACCGGUGCACUUCGCCAGUUACUUUGGCCAGGUGCAGGUACUGGAGCAGCUGGCGGGGUAUGCCUGGCCCCUCACCGCCAGGAACAGUGGUGGCUGGACACCCCUGCACUGUGCUGCCAUGGGGGGACACGUAUCGGCUGUGCAGUGGCUGGUGCGGAAAGGUGUUGACCAGCGCGUGCAGGACAUGGGUGGCCGCACCCCGCUGGCUCAGGCCGUGCAUCAUGGCCACCACGAAGUAGUGACCUGGCUGAUCAAGAAUGGCGGCGGUGGCGUGACUGAGGGCAGCGAGGCUCAGCGUGUGUCUGUGGAGGCUGUGGUGAGUAAGUCAGGUGGCUGUGGUGUGACUGGCUGGCGGACCGGCCCUCUCUCCUCUCCCAACCAAUCACCUUCCAGGAAAGGCCCCACUCUCCUCCGCCAAGGAAGGCAGCGGACCAAUAGCUUGUCCCCGCCACUAGUCACGUGAUAACACUUCCCUCAUUCUGAUCUCUUAUUGGCCGGCUGACUUAAGGGGACUCUGCCCCCUCCCCUCACUGCGCUCUGCCAUUGGCCGGCUGACGGAAGGUGACUCCACCAACAGCACCACUGGCACAGAGAGAGAGAGAGAGAGAGAGAGAGAGAGAGAGAAUCAGAAUCAUUUUAUUCCAUAAAAAUGGCUUUUCUUUACAGUUCUACAUACGAUACACAUACGUUGCUAACAGUCAUACAUAAGAAAAUAUUGACAUAUAUAGAUAAGUAAAUGUUUAAGCUAAAAAGUUUUCUAAACUACUUACAGAGGUGGCUUGAGUGUGACUACAGGGCUAGGGUUUUAAUUAAUAUUUAUAUCAUUAUUUAGUAGAAAGCUUUUCAGUCUACUUCUGAACAUAUGUAUGGUGCUCGAUUGCUUUAUACUGUGUGGGAGAGCGUUCCAUAGCCUGGGGCCGAGGACGAGGAGUGAGCGUGCCCCGCUGUGUGUGUUGGUGUGGGGGACAUGCAGGUUGUCUUGUUGCCGUGUCGUGUACCUGCUCUGUGUCACCUCUGUCAUGGUGG